UUAAAGCUAAUUCUGUCUGCUGAUCCCCUGAAAGAUGACCUGCAGAACUGCCAGGAUAGGCAUGAAGAGGACAACCCAAAGAGUUCCCCAUUUGACUUUGUUAUCAAGAAGUUCCAAGGAAAGAAGARUGCUCCUGAAAAAAAGAGAGAGCAGCCUUCAGCCACCAAGCAAUUCUUCAAGGGCUCUGACUGUGGGAAAUCUGAAGGCAAGGACAGAAGGGAAAUUGAAGAAACAGAAAUGAGCAAGUCUGGAGCUGAUGAUCAGAGUGAAAAGCAGGAUCUCUCUGUAGAAGAUGGACUUUCACAUCUCACUUCUGAAGUGGACUCACCAUCUGGUGAGCAGAGACUUAACCAGUUCAUGGAGAAACUGGGCAAGGAACCCAACAGCAAGAAUCUGGAUCUAAAUAAUUGUGCACUAAGUGCAGCAGAUGUAACAGAACUGGCUUCUCUACUGCCAUUUCUCCCAGAGCUGGAAGAGCUCAGCCUGUCCUGGAAUGGUUGUGUUGGUGGGACUUUGAAAGCUCUCACUGUCCAUCUUCAUCACGUGAACCUGUUAAAAGUCCUUCGACUUAACAACUGCAGGCUGACAGCUGAGGAUGUCAUCUCCUUAGGUACAGGAUUUCAUUURCAUUUACUUCCAGACAGCUUGUGGCUAAUGUAAUCCAUCUCAUCUCUUCCCACAUCCUACUCCUGCUGCUUCUGCACUGGGCAAGGAGAGGCAUUUGAAAUUKUUUCUCAACUUGAAGAACUGGAUUUAUCAUGGAAUAGUAACAUAGGUGGAAGACUAUCCCURCUGACAAAAAAACUCCAGAAAGGAUGCAAAUUAAAAUGUCUGAAAAUUACAGACUGUAACCUGACUGCAAAGGAUGGAGAAUCCCUUGCUGAAAUUCUAAAUGUGAUCCCAAACCUCGAAGUAUUAGAUCUCUCUAUCAACAAAAACAUUGGCUGCAGCAUGAAGGUUAUUGCUCAAGAUCUSAAAAAUGUGCCAGGUUUGAAGGAGUUAAACUUGCACAUGUGUGGAUUAAAGGAAGACAGCCUCCAGAGCUUAGACACUGCUUUACAGCACCUUCCAGAGCUAAGGAAAUUAGACAUCUCGUGCAACAGAGAGAUUGGUGGUGGCUUUAAAGACUCAACAGCUCAUUUGGCCAGCUUGAAAGAUCUGGAAGUCCUUGAUCUUCACCAGUGUUGUGUCACAGAAGAGGACAUGACCGUUCUGUCCCAGGUGAUACCUUUACUCUCCAGUCUUCAAGAGCUGAAUUUAUCCUCGAAUAAAAAUGUAGGAGUCUCAUCUGAUCCCCUUCUGGGCAGGCUCAGGUUUUUACCAAGGUUGAGAUCUGUGACCAUCAGCAAUUGYGGCUUAGGUGAAGAGUCCCUUUCAGCACUAGCUGAGGCUGCCCUUCACCUUCCUGAACUGGAGAUAUUAGACCUUUCUUGGAAUAAGUGCGUUGGUGGGAACCUAAAGCUGCUUUUGGGAGCACUAAAGCUUGCAACGGAGAUUCAAGUGUUAAGACUGAGCAGCUGUAACUUGGUGGCUGAAGAUUUGGCACUUCUAACAUCCCUGAGGCAGGAUGGCCAUUUAGCCAGAUUGCAGAAGCUGGAUUUGAGUUAUAAUAACAACAUCUCUGAUGAAGGCUGGGCUGUUUUCUGCCAAGGUUUGGGAGCAUUCAAGGAACUCUCAGAGCUGGAUGUGAGCUUGCGGCCAUCGUCCCACCGGGACUGCGGGCCAUGGUUCAGGGAGCUGGUGGCAGCACUGGUACAGCUGCCAGCCUUGGCAGAGCUGGGCUCACAGAGAUGGGUCCUUUCAGAGUCCCAGAGGAAGCAAAUGGAAAGCUUUAAUCAAGACAACAAAAGAAACAUUCGUUUUGACUGUUGAUGAAGGUUGGAGGUGUCUGGAAGGCCUUUUGGGAGCAGCACGUGAACCAAGCAUUACGUGUCUCUGACUCAGAGGACUGCAGUUUUUAAUAAUCUCAUGAAAUAAGUUCACUGUUGAAGAAAACUGUUAUUUAACCUCUGCACCAUAGAUCAUUCCAUUUAAUAACAUAUUCUUUCAGAUCCUCUGGGCAAUGCUUACACUGCUCAAUCUUAAUAUUAUGAAUAUUGAAAUGGCCACGGCCCAAAGAGUAGUGCUGAGUUCAGAGGGACACACUGCAGAUUUGGCAGUGAAGGGAAGGGCUGAGGAGUGUGUUAGUGCAGAUGGGUGGCCAAUGUGAAUGUGGCCUCAGAAAAUGCCUCUAAUGUGAAAAUACUUGAAAUCGCCAUAUUUUAAAUUUUAGUUGAUUUUCC
Molecule: messenger RNA, 2282 nt
Organism: Malurus melanocephalus (red-backed fairy wren)
Lineage: Eukaryota; Metazoa; Chordata; Aves; Passeriformes; Maluridae
Gene: LRRC31
Product: leucine rich repeat containing 31
Exons: 9
Molecular function (GO): protein binding
Source: RefSeq, a predicted model, not a curated record